UGCUUCAGGUCUGUUAGGGGUGGGAAGUCCAGUAGCUUUUUCUGAGCAGUGGCAGUUAGGAGUGUUGCCUGGUGCCAGGUAAUGCUGCUUGGAGUUACUAGUUCUAUCCAAGGCUCUGUGACUAUCUCAGCAACAUAAUGCAGGCCGCAGAGGGACAGCAGAUCUUUGAUCCUGUCUCUUUUGGAAAGGACCUCAUGGCAGGGGGUGUGGCAGCUGCUGUUUCCAAGACGACAGUAGCACCCAUAGAACGUGUGAAGCUGCUGCUGCAAGUCCAGGCCUCGUCCAAACAGAUCCGUCCUGACCAGCAAUACAAAGGCAUGAUAGACUGCUUUGUGCGCAUCCCGCGGGAGCAAGGAUUUCUCAGUUUCUGGCGUGGCAAUCUUGCCAAUGUUAUCCGGUAUUUCCCAACACAGGCUCUAAAUUUUGCAUUUAAGGACAAAUACAAGCAGAUUUUCAUGUCUGGAGUGGACAAAGACACACAGUUCCUAAGGUGGUUUGUUGCAAAUCUGGCUUCUGGUGGAGCAGCUGGGGCAACAUCAAUGUGCGUAGUGUAUCCAUUAGAUUUUGCACGAACUCGAUUAGGGGCAGACAUCGGAAAAGGUGCUGCAGAGCGGCAGUUCAAAGGCCUUGGUGACUGUAUUAUGAAAAUAGCAAAAACAGACGGACUGCCUGGCCUAUACCAAGGAUUUGGUGUUUCUGUACAGGGAAUCAUUGUUUAUCGGGCGUCCUAUUUUGGAUGUUAUGACACCAUAAAAGGAUUACUGCCAAAUCCAAAAGAAACACCAUUCCUUGUGUCGUUUGCAAUUGCUCAAGCUGUGACUGUAUUUUCUGGGAUACUAUCAUACCCCUUUGAUACUGUCAGAAGACGCAUGAUGAUGCAGAGCGGAGAGGCUGAACGUCAGUACAAAGGAACUAUUGACUGCUUUAUCAAAAUAUACAGACAAGAGGGAAUAAAUGCCUUCUUUCGGGGAGCAUUCUCAAAUAUUCUUCGUGGGACAGGAGGUGCUUUGGUAUUGGUCCUAUAUGAUGAAAUUAAGAAGUUUCUCAAUAUUGAUAUUGGAUCAAGCUCAGCAGGUGACUAAAGCCACUGAUGAGAAUUUUUCUGCAUAACACACAGAGAUAGAAGUCUUACUGUUUUGAAAUUUUUGUUAUUCAUUAUUAUACCACAAGUGCUGUAAUAAAGUCAACAGUUCAGCAUGGUUCUGUAUUUACUCUUAUUCUAUUAAAGCAUCCAAAGAGUGGUUUGUCUCUGA
Messenger RNA from Hemicordylus capensis (graceful crag lizard), 1253 nucleotides. It is a transcript of the gene SLC25A31, whose product is annotated as solute carrier family 25 member 31. Bases 138 to 1082 code for a protein of 314 amino acids. Gene Ontology annotation, molecular function: ATP:ADP antiporter activity. Gene Ontology annotation, cellular component: mitochondrial inner membrane. NCBI's taxonomy places the organism in Eukaryota, Metazoa, Chordata, Lepidosauria, Squamata, Cordylidae. The record is from RefSeq and is a predicted model, not a curated record. Gene Ontology annotation, biological process: mitochondrial ADP transmembrane transport; mitochondrial ATP transmembrane transport. The transcript is spliced from 6 exons.